AUGGCUCUGCUUAGCGAGCUGGUGGCGUCUUUGGCCGGCUUCGAUGGCAUGCCGAGCCAUACAGUGGCAGCGGCGCUGUUUGGCGCAGCCCUGUCGCUCCUAGUCGGUUAUAUCUGGAAGUCUUUGCAGACGCGCGCCACAGCUAUCAAAGUCCCAGGCGAGGCGACCAUAACAAGGCCACCUGGGGAGAAGUCAGCGCUCGGCUUCGACGCUAUGGGCGAGAUCGAGCCGCUGGUCAACCUCGACUGGAAGGCCGAGCGGCCGGAGCGAAUUUACAAGUUUGCCGACAAGUACAACCUGACAAUGGGCCUCCGCAAGACCACCAUCAACACCAUCACGCGCAUCGACCAGCAGUACGUGGAGAGAAUCGCGGAGCGCAAGCGGAUCCUAGAGCAGUACCCGGGGGCACUGGGAUGCCAGCUGUCGGCUGAGGCCAUGGUGCGGGAGCUGUACUCGUUUCUGCUGACACACUACCUGCCGAGGCGGUAUCCGACAGUGUUUGUGCUAGAUGCGGACGCGGGCGAGCUGCACAACCGGAUCCUGGACGAGCGACUGCCGACAGUGCCACCGACGGACAUUCUGGCGGCUCUGCGGACGAUUGCGCUCGUGGUGGACGAGGAUUUCUUGAUGCUGCUGCCGAGUAGCGACGGCGACGGGUACUCGCUGCAGGCGUUCGUGUGGCUCUAUCCGGUCGGCUUCGACCCGGUCGACAAACUGGGGAUCAAGCUGCGGGAUGCUCACGGGCCGGUGCCGGGCUACAAGCAGCACAUGCAGCUGUCGAUGGACCGGUAUUUUGAGCGACUGACGCCUGGCCGCGUGGUCGACCGGGUCAACUGGGCCGUGGCCACCAACUCGAGCCUCUGCGAGCGCGGCGAGUACCAUCUCUACUCGGACGACCAGGUCAGCGUGCUGAGCGCUGCCGACAUCGACCUCGACGACACCUGGGUGCGCUGCGAGCUACAGACGCUCUUCGGGCUGUCCACAUCUGGCGGUCGCAUCCUCAGCGUCCAUCUGUACCUCUACCCGAUCCGCGAGAUCAAGCAGGUCGGCCUGGCUGAAGCUAUGAUCCGCGCCACCGAUGGCUACGGCUUGGGCAACGCGCCCGCCUUUGCACGCUACAAGCGCACGCCCGUCUGGGGCGACGUGGUCAAGGCAUACCUGCGCAGCGACGAGGACCUGGACGCUGACCAGCUGCUGUUGAAGCGCGCAUGUGAGGCCGGGGCCCAGAAGACCGAGGAGACCGAGGCUCAUACAAGAUAG
This is a messenger RNA of Grosmannia clavigera kw1407, 1260 nucleotides long. RefSeq lists its product as uncharacterized. The coding region runs from base 1 to 1260 and encodes 419 amino acids. The transcript is spliced from 2 exons. Lineage: Eukaryota; Fungi; Ascomycota; Sordariomycetes; Ophiostomatales; Ophiostomataceae. The record is from RefSeq and is a predicted model, not a curated record.